Messenger RNA from Acomys russatus (golden spiny mouse), 1381 nucleotides. RefSeq names its product IKAROS family zinc finger 3 (gene Ikzf3). The coding region runs from base 1 to 1356 and encodes 451 amino acids. Gene Ontology annotation, biological process: regulation of transcription by RNA polymerase II. The record is from RefSeq and is a predicted model, not a curated record. The transcript has 5 exons. Gene Ontology annotation, molecular function: DNA-binding transcription factor activity; RNA polymerase II cis-regulatory region sequence-specific DNA binding. NCBI's taxonomy places the organism in Eukaryota, Metazoa, Chordata, Mammalia, Rodentia, Muridae.
AUGAAAGUGAAAGAUGAGUACAGCGGAAGAGAUGAGAGCAUCCUGAAGCCGGAGCCCGGAGGAAACGCAGAAGAGGGUGACAUUCCUUACAGCUACACAAGGGAAUAUAACGAAUAUGAAAACAUUAAGCUGGAGAGACACGUCCCGUACGACAGCAGCAGGCCACCCGGUGGCAAGAUGAACUGCGACGUGUGCGGGUUGUCCUGCAUCAGCUUCAAUGUCCUGAUGGUCCAUAAGAGAAGCCAUACCGGUGAGCGCCCGUUCCAGUGUAAUCAGUGUGGGGCAUCUUUUACUCAGAAAGGUAACCUCCUCCGCCACAUUAAGCUGCACACAGGGGAAAAACCUUUUAAGUGUCACCUCUGCAACUACGCAUGCCAAAGGAGAGACGCGCUCACGGGACACCUUAGGACACAUUCUGUGGAGAAACCCUACAAGUGUGAGUUCUGUGGAAGGAGCUACAAGCAGAGAAGCUCCCUGGAGGAGCAUAAGGAGCGAUGCCGAUCAUAUCUUCAGAACUCUGACCUGGGGGACGCCGCAAGUACGGAGGCCAGACACAUCAAAGCAGAGAUGGGAAGUGAAAGAGCUCUCGUUCUGGACAGAUUAGCGAGCAAUGUGGCAAAACGAAAAAGCUCCAUGCCUCAGAAGUUCGUUGGUGAGAAGCGGCACUGUUUUGAUGUCAACUACAAUCCCAGCUACAUGUAUGAGAAGGAGAGUGAGAUCAUGCAGAGCCGAAUGAUGGACCAAGCCAUCAACAACGCCAUCAGCUAUCUCGGGGCUGAAGCCCUCCGCCCCUUAGUCCAGACCCCACCUGCUCCCACCUCUGAGAUGGCCCCAGUCAUCACUAGCAUGUACCCCAUAGCACUCACCCGGCCUGAUAUGCCUAAUGGCGCCCCACAGGAGCUGGAAAAGAAAAGGAUCGCCCUGCCAGACAAGAGCUUGCCUUCUGAACGAGGCCUGUCCCCCAAUAACAGUGCCCAUGACUCCACAGACACUGACAGCAACCACGAGGACCGCCAGAAUCACAUCUACCAGCAAAGCCACAUGGUCCUUCCCCAGGCCCGCAACGGGAUGCCGCUCCUGAAGGAGGUCCCUCGCUCUUUUGAACUCUUCAAGGCCCCUCCCAUAUGCCUGAGAGACUCCAUCAAAGUGAUCAGCAAAGAAGGCGAGGUGAUGGAUGUGUUCCGGUGUGACCACUGCCAUGUCCUCUUCCUAGACUACGUGAUGUUCACCAUCCACAUGGGGUGCCACGGCUUCCGUGACCCCUUCGAGUGUAACAUGUGCGGAUAUCGAAGCCACGAUCGCUAUGAAUUUUCCUCUCACAUCGCCCGAGGAGAGCACAGAGCCAUGUUGAAGUGAGCAGUCAGUCUCUAAGCUCUUAUGU